AUGCGCGUGCUAGUAGCAACGCUAGCCGCGCUGGUGGCGCGCGCGGUUGCCAGCCCGCAUGAGCAUCGUGCCCGGCACCAUGCGCCUGACCACCCUUUACAUUUUCCUGUACCAGCCCCGGAUCAACCAUACCGAGGACAUGGCGAAGCCGUUCGAUAUAAUCCUGAGCUAGAUACUAUACUUCCUCGUCUCGAUGAACAUGAAACGUCAUCGAAACGGGCCAAAUUCGAAGAUGCAGAAUCAUCUUCCAAACGAGCAAGGUUUGACGAGAGGUUCUAUUCUAACCAUGAACGAGCUGAAGAGUAUAUGGCUGAUGAACCUCAACUUGGCCCCGAAGAUGAUGAUCCCCUGAUUGUCCGGACUAGAAAAGGGAAAGUAAGGGGAUUAACACUUACCGCAGCCACAGGAAAACAAGUCGAUGCGUGGUUUGGCAUACCUUAUGCUCAAAAACCUUUAGGAGAUCUAAGAUUCCGACAUCCAAGACCCGUAGAAAGCUGGGGUGAUGAAAUACUAAACACAACGACACUGCCACAUUCAUGCGUCCAAAUAGUAGAUACAGUGUUUGGUGAUUUUCCAGGAGCGAUGAUGUGGAAUCCCAAUACUGAUAUGCAGGAAGACUGUCUCUAUAUAAAUAUAGUAGUACCAAAACCUCGUCCGAAAAACGCCGCGGUAAUGCUUUGGGUAUUUGGUGGAGGAUUUUAUUCUGGAACUGCUACUUUAGAUGUUUAUGAUCCUAAAAUUCUUGUCUCCGAAGAAAAGAUAAUUUACGUCUCAAUGCAAUACAGAGUAGCAUCAUUAGGCUUCUUGUUUUUUGAUACGCCAGAUGUUCCAGGAAACGCUGGUCUAUUUGAUCAAAUUAUGGCUUUACAGUGGGUCAAAGAUAAUAUUGCAUAUUUUGGUGGUAAUCCUCAUAACAUAACUUUGUUCGGUGAAUCAGCUGGAGCAGUAUCAGUUUCGCUACAUUUGUUAUCUCCUCUAUCAAGAAAUUUGUUUUCGCAAGCUAUAAUGCAGUCGGGAGCAGCAACAGCUCCUUGGGCUAUUAUAUCUCGAGAAGAAAGCGUACUUCGCGGUAUAAGAUUAGCUGAAGCUGUUCAUUGCCCAAAUUCUAGGACAGACAUGGGCCCGAUGGUUGAAUGUUUAAGAAAGAAAAGCGCUGAUGAACUUGUUAAUAAUGAGUGGGGAACGUUAGGAAUUUGUGAAUUUCCUUUUGUUCCAAUAAUAGAUGGUGCAUUUUUAGAUGAGAUGCCUAUCAGGUCAUUAAUUCACCAAAAUUUUAAAAAGACAAAUAUUUUAAUGGGAUCAAACACCGAAGAAGGUUAUUACUUCAUACUUUAUUAUCUUACUGAGUUGUUCCCUAAGGAAGAGAACGUAGGAAUUACGAGGGAACAAUAUUUGCAAGCUGUUAGAGAAUUAAACCCUUAUGUAAAUGAAGUUGCAAGGCAAGCCAUAGUAUAUGAAUAUACGGAUUGGUUGAACCCCGACGAUCCAGUGAAAAAUCGGAAUGCUUUGGAUAAAAUGGUGGGUGAUUAUCAUUUUACUUGUGGUGUUAAUGAGUUCGCUCAUCGGUAUGCCGAAACUGGUAAUAACGUCUACACUUAUUACUACAAACAUCGCAGCAAAAAUAAUCCGUGGCCUUCGUGGACUGGAGUGAUGCACGCGGACGAGAUCAACUAUGUGUUUGGAGAGCCAUUGAACCCCGGAAAAAAUUACUCGCCUGAAGAAGUUGAGUUCAGCAAGCGCUUAAUGAGAUAUUGGGCCAAUUUUGCGAGAACAGGAAAUCCAUCGAUAAACCCUAAUGGCGAAAUGACAAAAGUACACUGGCCGCUGCACACAGCAGCCGGUCGGGAAUAUCUGUCACUCGCAGUGAACUCUAGCGCCGUCGGGCACGGUCUUCGUGUAAAGCAGUGCGCGUUUUGGCAAAAAUACUUACCUCAACUCAUGGCUGCCACUAGUAAGCCGGAAACUCCUCAGAAUUGUACCAAUACUGCGAUUAUCACACAACUGUCUUACGCUGUGUAUAGUUUUAGUUUUAUUUCUUUUGUUAGAACACAACUAACGUUUUUCAAAUACACCUAA
This is a messenger RNA of Parnassius mnemosyne (clouded apollo), 2076 nucleotides long. The record is from the annotation of a GenBank genome assembly. Lineage: Eukaryota; Metazoa; Arthropoda; Insecta; Lepidoptera; Papilionidae.